Colletotrichum phormii is the source of this 1066-nucleotide messenger RNA. RefSeq names its product acyl-CoA N-acyltransferase. Bases 102 to 803 code for a protein of 233 amino acids. Gene Ontology annotation, molecular function: acyltransferase activity, transferring groups other than amino-acyl groups. The transcript has a single exon. NCBI's taxonomy places the organism in Eukaryota, Fungi, Ascomycota, Sordariomycetes, Glomerellales, Glomerellaceae. The record is from RefSeq and is a predicted model, not a curated record.
GUCGUUGGUCGGAAACAUGUCCAGCUAACUUUCGAAAACUGUUUAGUCGCUCAAUUGCGCAAACAAUCAAGACUUGAGGAGUGCCCAGAGUGAUUUCGUUCAUGCCCAAGUAUUUCGCACAGUCACCCUUGUCACGACUCCACGAACCCACACUGCUAGCCAUCAUGGUCACCGAUGGUCUGGAAGGAGCCUACCGCUCUGAACGGCUUGUUUUUCGAGCCGUAGAAAAUAACGACGAGGAUAAGAAGUUCCUGCACACCCAAAUCGAGAAUGACCCAGUCACCGUCGCCCUUUCCAACCCGAUGGCGCUGAUGCCGAGGACCAGCAAGCACAGCGAGUGGAUGGUGGAGCAAAUGGCCAAAUCUGUCCUCGCUGUCAUGGUCUGCCUACCGGCGGAUACUGUGGGCGGGGACGACGAGAAAGUUGACGAAGCGAAGACAACUGCGCCAAAGCCCAUAGGAUACCUAGCAAUCGGCUGGGGUGGCAUCCCUCCGGCAAUGGUCCAUCAUCGCUCGGUUGGCCUCGGUAUCGCGAUAGCACCGCAGUACCAAGGAAGUGGCUACGGGGCCGAAGUCAUCAAUUGGGCUCUAGACUGGGCUUUCCGGUAUGGGAAUUAUCAUCGGGUUCACCUUGGCACUGUCUCCUAUAAUGAGCGAGCGCAGCACUUGUACAAGAAGCUUGGUUUCGUGGAAGAGGGCCGCAGCCGCGAGUCUUAUUGGUUCAAUCGACAAUGGCAUGACAUGAUAAGCUACGGAAUUCUAGAAAGUGAAUGGGAGGCUAUGAGAGGCAUUAGGUCUGGAUAGGCACACUUUAUCUGUAGGUAUUCAAGCUUUUCACUUGGAAAGAGAGUAGCUCGCAAUGGUCUCCUCCCUCGAGACUGCUGAGCUCCUUGAGUUUCAAGCCGAGAUUUUCUCUCGUUCUAAGUGCUGGUUAAGAGAAUUUUCUGUGGGAUGGUCAUCAAAGCAGCACGGCCUAGCGGAACCAGUAUGUUCUGGAAAUCGAAUAGAGGAGUUGGAGAAAAACUAAGGACGGAUGUAGUGACGCCAUCUAACAGUUGAUGGGAUAC